CACGAAAUUGCAGGGAUCGAAAGUGCAUUUAUUUAUGUGGAUUUUAUUUUGAAAUUGGAAAUUUUAAAGUUUGCCUAGGAUUUAUAACAAUGUAUUUCAAUUUUUCUAUAAUUUAAAAUUUUUUAUGCAAACAAUUUAUUCAACGAUUCAUCGGUCAAUUACUUAAUUUACUUUAAUUCUGCAGAAAUAAAGGAAUUUUUAGGAGCAAGAACGGUAAGAAUUCUAAAAAUGUCUCUAAACUAGAUGUCGAUGUAGGUAUGUAGUCGUGUUUGGUGCUAUAUGUAGGAAUUCGUGUAAGAUGUAUGUGGAGCUGAAUCUUUUUACAGAGAAGUACUAUGUGAUAAAUGAGUAUUUUAGAAAGAGAGCGUUCCUUUAUAGAUUGUAGGUCGAGUCAAGUGUCUAUCUGGUGAAUUUAAGAACGAAUUUUUGAAGAAAUGAGAAGAUUCUUACAUUCGUUAAUAUUUCUUAACUGUAUCCCCUGACGUAUUAAUUUAACCAUUAUUAAUCUAUUUUAAUAGUUUUAAAAAUUUUUAUUUUAAUUGGAAAAUAGAAGUUUCGAAAAUAUUCUCAAUACUUUUGAUAUUUUAUUUAUAAUGUUCGAUGAUAUAUUAUUAGAAAGCUAUUUAGGAAAAUCUUAUUAUUUAUUCAUAUUGGAUCCCAAUAUGUAUUUCCAGAAUGAUUUAUAUUUAAAAUAUAAUAUGAAAUCUAUCAAUUAUAACAUUGAUUAUUGGAUAAGGGAUUAUUGGAUGAAAGAUUUAUAAUUAGUAUAUUAAUCAUUUGAAAAUUUCUUCGAUAUUUUUAUUACUUUAAGAAUUUUUAUUUUCUUUUUUUCUUUCUUAAUAAUAAAAAUAUGAAUAACAAUAUGAAAUCAUACUCAAUAUGUGUUCAAAAUAUGUAAGAUAUCAACUUAUGACAGUGCAUUUAUUGACUACAAGUAAACAUGAUAUUUUUUUCUCAUUAUUUUAUAUAGGAAUAUAACUUCAUGUUGUGUUUUUCUUUACGACAUAUUAUUUCAUAAAUGAAACCAAGAGAAUUAUAUAUUUGAGUAUUACAUGUAAUUUCUUAUACAAGAGAAUAGAAAAUAAGUCAAGAAUAAAAUUUUUGAGAGAAUUAUAGUAAACUUUUUAUAGACAAAUUAAACAUUCUCAUUUCGUUCUUAAUUAAUCUGAUGUUGUAUCAAUCAAAACAAAUAAAAUUCUCGAUUUCUUAUUACCACACAUUAUUGGUAUAAUAGAGCGGAUAAUUUGACUCGUUCAAGAUUCAAAGCUAUCCAAUCCCGUAACAUUCAUGAAUAUUAACCAAUUCGCACGAUAUCGCGAGACGAGGGAAUUACGGUCGUCAUCGACCCAUAAAACCUACUAAUUUCGCAAGCGGUUAAAGUCAAAUAACCCGAGUGGCCCGCUCCGGAUCUUAUAUAAUGCGGUUCGAUUUUUAAGAAUCUUCUCUUCUCUUUCGGCAUUCGUUCCUCCAAUAAAAACGGAACCCGAAAAUAAUUUGAACGAAAACUAUUUAUCGCAGCAAGUUUUAUUUAAAAAAAAAACGAUGGAGACGAAGGUUACGAUUCAGACAGGUGUCGUUCAAUCGGCGCGAAUCCAUGCCAGCUUCGAUCUCUCGAAGAAGUUGCAUGCUUUGUACCGCGGCGAUUAUGACGACUCAUUAGCUCUGCCUCUAAAUCAUAGUGAUCUCGACGCGGCGUGCGUGGUUAAGAAAGCGAGAGGAAGAGGCGAGAAGAAGCUCGAUUGUAUAGAGGGAAAAGCAAAGGUGGAUAUAGCGCCGGCAAUGACGAGGACAGACCGGUUUGCACGAUGAGGACGGGUAGCGCGAGCGUGCCCGAAGUUAGCCGAGCGGCCACGAAGGAAGCCGAACCGGCUUGCGGUGGUCCUUCACGCUACUCAAUGGUUUCAGUACCGAGCCGCCACGGGUCAGGACUCGACGUGGUUCUAUCAAGCGAGGGGUUUGUCGUUCACUCGUGUUCGAGUACGAUCACGGUGCUCCUGUGAUUUAUGAAUUAAAAUCGCGGCGGGACAACGUGAUCUUGGUUUCUGCGUGCGCGCUGCCACGUUUCUCAUCCGUCUCGAUCGAUCUAUGAUCCAUCCAACGAGAUCGAUGGCAACGGAUUGACGCGAAUUGCAAAGGAUACGUAUAUAUUUUUUUAAAUAUGCGCAAUUCGAGAUAGUGUGAAUACCACGUUCGACGAUGUGAUAGCAUGGUGUCUCAUUUGUGGACGACAGAGUACGUCAAUGUAUGGUGCGCGACAAUCGGCAGAGAGAUGAAAACGAGCACGUGUUUGCACUGCGAUGGAUCGAAAAAAAAAAAAACGAAAUUAAACUCGACCUGUUUCGUUUGAUCGGGCAAAAAUAAAACACGGAAAGGGGGGUGGGGGGGCAGAGAAAAAAGGGAAGAAAUGAAAAUUAAUAAUAGACAAACAAUUGAAAAACGAUUGGCGCUCGAAACUCGUAAAUCUUGCCCCAAUUCCAACCAUCGAGGCAGUUAAUUAAUAACGGCCGCGGAUUUGAUUCGUUGAUUGAUUAAUAUCGAUAUACAAGGGGAUUUAAUUACGCAUAGAUCCCGCUGGAUGCGAAUGUCCUUCCGUGUACGCGCCCCUGGAGUAGCGGUGCGAGUAACGAGCCGUGAGAUAGGGGCAAACCGACGAGUUCAUUCGGAGCUAGUGGUGCAGUAAACUAGACCCGUGUCCAGAACGUUACUUGUGGUUAAGCUCGAUCCGUUUUGACCAAUUCGAAUUUUAAAUUUCUAAGGGUGUCAUCCCUCUCGUCGUGAUAAUGUUGCUUCCUCCGCGAGGAUAAGCCUUCUACUUCGAAAAAUAUCGAAUAUCGCGAUAAACAUCUCCGAAGACAACAGUUCUGUGUUGAAAGUGAAUGGCUUCGAGGAAUCGCACGGUUCGCCAAUCUGUCGAAAGAAUCAAUCCAAUUUGAUACCUGACGUGCUUUUGCGCUACACUGCCAAUUUUCUAUAUGAAUUUCAUUCUCUUUCUUUCUAUCUUUCUUUUUUUUUUCGUACUCUGGUGCACAUCGAUAGUGUAUUUGUAUUUGUUAAAUUUUGAAGAACGUUGGAAAGUGUUGGAAUCUCGUCGAAUUUUUAUCAAAUAACAGUUCAACAUUGGUGAUAUCUAUAUAAUAAUGGUAUAGAAAUUAUCGUUUACACAGUGAAUACUGCCUAAUUAUCCCGACUGCCAUUGAAAUCCGACCGCACAUUUUUUUUCUACGCAAAAUAUUUUUAACAAAAACCCGCCAAAAACCUAGUCAAAUCCUGCAACCGCACCGAAAGUUGAAAAGUUUUCCGCGGGAGGAAUUGUCAACGUUCGAACACCUCUCGUUCAUUUAUCCUCCUACAAGUGGAUUAAUUGAGACUCCCUUGGAAGGUGAUCUCCCCUGGAUCGUAAUUGGAACGAGUGCUCGGCCGAGGGUUACGAGAUCAAUUGAUUCGUCGAGCUAUCGGAGUACAGGACAGAGAGGGAAAGUCUUCGAGGGUCUGCAGAAGAGAAGAAGAAGAAGAAGAAGAGAAAGCUUUUGGUUUCGCUAGUGCGUGAAUCGUCGAUCGCGGGAUUGAAAUCUCUGAUCGGGUGGCAAAAGUGGUGGCAAAACUGUCGAGGGCCGAGCCGAGCGAAGAGUCGAGGAGGACGAGAAAGGCGAGUCGAGAGGAUGUCGACGACGGCGGCGCAAUGCAGCAGCGGCGGCAACAUCGGCAACAAGAAGGAGAACACCGGCUGCACCGGCGGCAGCAACAGCAGCUGCAAUUAGUGCCGGUUCACGACGGUCGCGAGACUAGGUAACCGCUGAAAGGGCGGCGAGAGCGCGGGGGGGCGGCCAGGCCGAGGGUGUGUGUGUGCCAGGAGUGCGCGAAAGGGAGACAAAAUGUGGUGGUGGAGGUGCCGGUGGAGUGUCGCGACUACGACCACGGUGUUCGUGUUGGGGAUUGCAACGGUGUACUCGCAGCUCGAGAUAUCUGAUCUGGAUAAGCCAAUUCCAGUGAUUACUAUCAGCGGGGUUGUAGGAAACAAAGUGCACCUUCCUUGUGAUAUUCGUUCUGCCGACAACGACGAAGUGAGCAUGGUACUGUGGUACAAGGAGGGUGCUGGAGAACCCAUCUACAGCUUCGACGUCCGUGGUCGCCGACAGUUCAACAAUGCUCGCCUCUGGUCGUCGCCGACGGCACUGGGACCAAGAGCUUUUUUUAUCACAGCGUCGAAUCCUGCUCACCUCAGCAUCGAUCGGCUGGAAACUAAGGACGAAGGGAUCUAUCGGUGUCGAGUGGACUUUAAGAAUUCGCCGACGAGAAAGCAAAAGAUGAAUUUAACUGUUAUAGUUCCUCCGUCGAAGCCGAUGAUACUGGACGGGACGACGAGGGACAUCUCGAGGUUGGAGGAGCCGUACAACGAGGGGAGUGACGUGAACCUGAUUUGCGAGGUACGAGGUGGCAGGCCGCCCCCGAAACUGACGUGGUACCUCGAGAACACCGUGAUAGACGAAUCCUAUCGCUACAACGCCGAGACCGGACUCACGGUUAACCUCUUGUCCUAUCCCAAAGUUGGAAGGCAACAUCUGAAGGCUCGAUUGAUCUGCGAGGCGAGCAACACAAAUUUGGUGCCACCGCAGACCAGGCUGGUCAUCUUGGAUAUGAAUCUAAAGCCAUUGGUCGUGCAAAUUUUGACGAAGGAGCCUCGAGUUUCCGCUGACAAAAACUACGAAGUGGAGUGCAGGACAAGUGGUUCUAGACCAGAACCAGUAAUUACUUGGUGGAAAGGGGACAAGCAGAUUAAGAAAAUAGCGCAAAACUACGCGCUGGAAAAUAAUCAGACUCUUAGUAUCCUGAGUUUCGUGCCAAGCAUCGACGACGACGGCAAAUACUUAACUUGUCGGGCGGAGAAUCCUGUUAUUCCUGAAAGCGCUUUGGAGGAUAGGUGGAGGCUGGACGUGCAGUAUCAGCCUGUGGUAACUCUGAAGAUGGGCAAGACCUUGAAUCCAGAUGAUAUCAAAGAGGGUGACGACGUCUACUUCGAGUGCUCGGUCAGGGCUAAUCCAAAAGUGUACAAGCUUGCCUGGUUUAAGGAUGGCAGAGAGCUUAAAAACAAUGCCACGGCAGGUAUCGUCCUCAGCGAUCAUUCUCUGGUUCUUCAGCGUAUAACUCGAUACUCGGCAGGUGAUUACACUUGUCUCGUUGCCAACAGCGAAGGGAAGACUGCCAGUAAUCCGGUGACUCUCCAAAUAAUGUAUACCCCGGUGUGCAAGGAGGGAAGGGGCGAGGUGGUUGUGGGUGCGCUGAAGCAAGAGACCGUAUCGCUGGUUUGUUCCGUGGAAAGUCAUCCAGCACCGUUGACUUUCCACUGGACAUUCAAUAAUUCUGGGGAGCUAGUUGAGGUCCCUCAUCCCCGUUACUCCCAUGUGGCGGCGGUCGGGACGCCGUCUGUCGCAGAGAGCCUGAAGGAGUACCAACAAUUCCACGGGCCCAGGUUGAACUAUACACCCGCAACGGAAAUGGACUACGGUACGGUGGCAUGCUGGGCGAGCAACCAGGUUGGCAAGCAACGGACGCCAUGCCUCUUUCAGGUGAUAGCCGCAGGACGUCCGUACGCUCUGCAUAACUGCACAACGACGGAAAUGUCCGCGCCUUUGGACUCGGAGGAGUUGAGCGUGAGAUCCGGUACAGGACUGAUAGUUCGCUGUUUGGAGGGUUACGAUGGCGGUCUUCCGAUCUACAGCUACCAGUUGGAGGUGGUCGCGGACGAGGAUGGCGGGCCAAUUUUGUUGAACAAAACUGUGCCGGCAAACCCGAACGGACCGACUUUCGAGGUGGCGGGCCUAACCACGGGAAGGAGUUAUCGACUUUUUCUAUACGCGAUUAAUGCAAAGGGGAGGAGCGAGCCUGCCAUUCUCGAGCCAGUGACCCUGAAGGGUGUCGCCAUGUACACGACCGGGAACACGGACGCGUCAAUGCUGAGCCCGUUGCUGCUGGGCCUCGCGGCAACAGCGACCUUUUUGGCCCUGGCCGUAGCUGGAAUCCUGGCGGCGCUCUACCGGAAGCACUCGAACGGCCGCCCCGGAAGUCCAAAGCACGCUCCCAUCGUGUGCGAUCCUCCUAAUACAGGUGCGACAACUCCAGUACACCCUCAGACCAAGCAGGCGGUCGAUGACAUCGAUCCAGACAUCAUACCCAACGAGUAUGAGAGAAGACCUCUAACGUACACUCCGAUAUAUAAGACGCCUCCGCAACGAAGAAAGAAGGAUCGUGUCAUGGACGAGGCGAUCUCGCCAGAGAAAAGGCCGAUCGUGCAACACGGUCUUGAUCUACCACCUGACUCGUUGUUGAGCGACUGUCUGCCAACGCCGACCAUAAAUUAUCCCCAAAAUCACAUAUCCCAAUCGAAUACGUACAGCAAUCCACCCACCAUGGCUGACUUCAAGCAGAUGGCAAUGGACGAUUACAAUCAACGAAACAAGCAAAACAUGUACUACAGCCUCCAGAGGUCAGGCAAAGGUUUGUCAUCGAUGCCGCAGAGGCCGGUCUCCUCCUCGGUCUCCGCGCAGGGGAAGUUCCAUCAGCCGGAAGUGGUGACGCGCUCGAAUCGGAUACAAGAAAGUUGUAUAUAAAUCUCGCGAUCAAAGUCUCGCCGUGUCGAGAGACUCGAGUGGCUCAGAGAGCGUUCUCUUAAAGAGAAGCUAGUUACAAAUUGCGCGGGAAUCCCAAAUCCACGAAAGGGGAGGAAUUCUCGCGUGAAAUCUCGUGCGUUGCGUCUUCCUACGGUCGACGUCUCUACGUUACGAAAAAUAUUGUACAAAAAAGGAAAAAAGAAGAAAAAAUAAGAAGAGAGAAAAAAAGAAGAAGAAGAAGAAGAAGUAAUGAAAUAAAAGGGAAAGCGAGAUGAGAAAUUUCCGGGACGUCGUGUCGGGAACGAGGAAUAGCAUACAGGCGAUUUUAGUCGUGUAGAUUGGACAAGUGGAAUAUCGGGAUACUCGACGAGUUAAUGAAACGUCGAUGAUUAGACAGGAACUCGAUGCUUGAUGGAGUGUAUCGGAUCGUGAUGGGUUCUCGUUCGAUUGUCCGUUCUUUUUCUACCUACCUAGAUUUUUAUAACGGAGUUCGGCCACGUUCGCGAAUAAAACGAAGAGACCGAAAUUUCGAAGAGGAUGGAAACCGAGUGCCCGAUAAGAGAGAGGUCCAAUUUGACGGCGGAUCGUCGUCGAAUCGCCCGACACGUGGUAACGUGGAGGAAUAUCGAAUGUCCUCGUUCUCGCCUCAUGUACCGAGAACCCAGGAUUAUCCGUACAUUUUACUGUUUAUAUGAGAUUAGUUUUUGUACAAAGAUUCUAUUGUAAAUAGGCGAGAUAGCCUGGCCCUAGUUGGAUAGUCACAACCGAUGUCCGAAUUUCAUUCGCUAAAAAAGUCACGUGUUGUUAAGUCAGGGGAGAGAGGAUUGUUCGGUCACGUAAGAUAAAUACUCGAUGGCAUACGAAAUAAAGAGAAUACGUUUCAUCUGUUUUACAGAAACGAGUGCCUCGCCCACUUGUCGUCCUGUCCGAACCUUUUCCCGAUCUUCUCUAUUUAAGAGAGGAGAGAACGUACGGAAUGAACAGCCGAAAUUUCGGCCGCACGUGAGCCGAAUCUCGUUACACGGUCCAGUGUCCAUCACGUUCCCUGUGCCGAACGUGAAGGAAAUCUUGGGGUGCAUCCACGACGAUGAAAGUACCAUGAAAAUUUUACUCCAAGUGGGAUCACACGAUGGAGUGUUUGGCUUAAGAAGUUGGCCGAAAUUCAAAUUUUCAAACUCUUAAGGAUGUAGGAAGUAUGCUUAAGAUGAAAUCGAUUAUGCAUUUGGAAAUAAUCCAAAGAUACACUAUUAUAUAACUUGUUAACAGUGUUUUAAUCUAUUUGAUCGUGUUUCAAAAUUUUAUUAUUAUUAUUUUUCUUUUUUACAUACGUGUCCGGUCUUUAAAUUAAGAAUCUUAAUAUGAAAUUUUUUUUUUUUGGCCAGCUUUUUAAGCUGAGUAUUCCACAAUACUGUUCGAGUACGGUCUCAAUUUUAAUGAUUAAAAUAUGAUUACUUUUUUGUUUAAUAUAAUCUAAUGUUUAAUCGAUUUUAUAUUCUAGUUUGGAAUUAUUUUAAUCUUAAUAGAGAUAUAUUUUGUUUAUUGAAUCGUGUAAACAUUAUUUUGCCUAAUUUUUGCCUUAAACGAAGCUGGAUGUAUCGUUUGGAUUCAUUUUUUGUUGGCAUUAUUGUCACUUGGAUAUUCGAUCGAUAUGUUUUUAUGUAUUAUAGCGCUUCAAUAUAAAUUUUAUUUGUCA
Molecule: messenger RNA, 8298 nt
Organism: Apis cerana (Asiatic honeybee)
Lineage: Eukaryota; Metazoa; Arthropoda; Insecta; Hymenoptera; Apidae
Product: hemicentin-2
Molecular function (GO): protein binding
Source: RefSeq, a predicted model, not a curated record